Molecule: messenger RNA, 933 nt
Organism: Aspergillus ochraceoroseus IBT 24754
Lineage: Eukaryota; Fungi; Ascomycota; Eurotiomycetes; Eurotiales; Aspergillaceae
Gene: cbpA
Product: putative calcineurin binding protein
Exons: 1
Coding region: 1-933 (310 amino acids)
Biological process (GO): calcium-mediated signaling
Cellular component (GO): nucleus; cytoplasm
Molecular function (GO): calcium-dependent protein serine/threonine phosphatase regulator activity; nucleic acid binding
Source: RefSeq, a predicted model, not a curated record
AUGACCGGAUCCACUCCAUCUCCUCCGCAAUCUUUCCCCUCAUCUCCCUCCUUCCACGCCAGCCGCUCCUCGCACUCCUCUUCCCCCCGACCAGUGUUAUCUCUGGAUCUAUCGAAUCUCCCACCCCUCUCGCAACCAACCCCCCCAUCCAACACCCUCCUGAUCACCGACCUGCACGACCUCUAUCUCUUCCAACCGUCUUCCCUCGCGGCCAUUCGCAGCCACAUCGAGUCCACCGCGCGUCUCAACUCCUUCUCGCCACUCCCAUCCUUCCGCCGCAUCGUCUGCUCCUUCCUCUCGGAAGCGGACGCCAUCCGCGUCCGCCAGCUUCUCGACGGCGAAACCCUCCUCAAUCGCGGCUCCGUCCGCACCAAGAUCUACUUUGGCGAACCAACCCCGAUCAUCGACUCCGACGCGGGCCCCAAGCUCCUCGCAGCCCCCCAAGUGGACAAGCUCUUCUUCAUCAGUCCCCCGCCUAGCCCCCCCGCCGGCUGGGUCCUUCGCCCCGAGGACCCCCCAAACAGGGAAGUUCACGCAAGCGAUCUCGCUCAGGCCCUCUCCAAGCUCAACACCGACCACCACCACCACCACCACCACCACCACCACCACCACGCCGCCGCCGGCCCUCUCCCGGCCUGCGAACUCACCCCGCACCCGGACCCGGACACCCCCAUGUCUCUUUCCUCCGAUAAGAGGACCCCCAGCUGGCCUCUAGCUGCUGCGCCCAUCUCCCAGCAGCGCAGCAGAAGCAGCACCCUCAUCUAUAACCCAGAGGAGCACGGAAGCAGCCCCAACCUCCCUGCUGUGCUGGUAGAGGAUACUAGCGCCUCGUUCGAUGACAUGGAUGUGGAUGUCGAAGUCAGUCCCAUUGAGACGUCCAUACGCCAGAUGCCUCCCAAGACGGCGCGGCCCCCUGUCGAGCUGAUGGCUUAG